AUGCCGGGCUUUGGCUUGGUGAAGAAUAUCUUGGACACUGCCUUGCUCUUCGUGCCAGAUGCAACUCGAGGUGUCGAAUCCUCCUUCGCCAAGCGAAAUGUGGAGUUCCUGCGGAACUACGUCGGGUCUGGCCUGAAGCCUCGGAAAGACCCGGGGGGCUUGCUUCUCAACGAGUCUGACAUUCGCUCCGGGGACUUCCUCGGCGUUUUGCGACUCGACGGUCUGGAUCCGAUGUUGGCCUGGGGCAUGGGCUCUCACACUGGUCACACGGCUGUGGCCAUCUGGGAGGAUGGCCAGCUGUAUGUGGCGGAGAGCACUGUCAACAGCUCCUACUGGCCAACCAACGGCAUCCAGCGUACGCCUUACCGCCAGUGGAUCACCCAGGCCCGCGCCGCAGGGUAUUCCACCGUACAUGCGCCCUUGAAGGAGGAGUAUCGCAAAACCUUCGAUGAGCGCAUGGAGCUCAGGAAGCAGGGAAGCAAGGAAGCCACGGAGCGAGGUGAGGCCAAUGCCUUCUUCCACAAGUACGAAGGAACCUUGGUUGAAGCUCCUCAUCUGCAGCCUGCCUCAGAGACCUACCAGCUCUUGAGUCCAUGCCUUGCCCUCCGAUGUAUGCCAGCGUGCGCCCUCGACCCCUGUCUCGAGUAUGGGUACCACGCGCUUCUCACGGGAUGGAUCGACACCCUCCGAAACAACUACCCGCACCCUGGCCGCAGGAAGACCAUGGAAAGGUGCAAGCCGCCCUACGACACUCCGGAAGGUGAGAAGCAGAAUCAGCACGUGACCGGAUCUUCCUUCAGCAACCUCUCGGCCACGGAGCUCUACCGACGGGCACAGGCUAAAGGGAUGGAGCUGGCCGAAAUCCCCGCAGUAGUGGAGCCAGACGGAGUUCUGUACCCGUCAAUCUUCAACAAUGGGACCACCGCCAAGUCGAUUGCCAUG
This is a messenger RNA of Symbiodinium natans, 942 nucleotides long. The record is from the annotation of a GenBank genome assembly. NCBI's taxonomy places the organism in Eukaryota, Dinophyceae, Suessiales, Symbiodiniaceae.